AUGGCCAAAAAAACGAAGUCGGCUGCCAGCCCCAAAACCCCAGCCAAGACUAAAAAGGCCGUUUCCGCAUCUCCUGCUGCAUCUCCUGCCAAAACAAAGAAGACAAAGGCUCCAGCUAAGUCUCCAGCCAAGUCUCCAGUCAAAUCUUCAGCCAAAGCUCCAGAGUCCACCGGCAAAGAGUAUGGCUAUGUGUCAAAGAAACAAGCAUCCAAGGCACUCAGUGAGUUGAAGAAGUUCUUGGAGCGUCAGAGUGAGAGCCCCAAAACCGAUAAGUCGGAGUUGUUCGAUGAGGACGACGAUACCGUCGAAGAGUCCGGAGACUUGUUCUUGCAAUUCCAAACCAAGAAGUACUUCUCCAAGAAGCCUGAGUUCAAGCCCAAACUCAUCGAAUUGACCAAGCCUUUCUAUAGAGAGAACGAGGAAUUGAAGACGUGCUUGUUCCUCAGAGACCAUUUCAUCACCAGCAAUGAACAAUUGGAGGAGGUCGAACAGGCAGACAUCCCUACGUUGAAGAAGAUCCUCACAUUAACCCAGUUGAAGACUAUCUACCAGACAUUUGAAAAGCGUCGUGAGUUGUACAGUGAGUACGACUUGUUCGUCGUGGACGAUGCACUUUUGAGCUCCAUGCCUCUGGUUCUCGGUAAGACCUUCUACUUGAACAAAAUCGAGAAGUUCCCAGUCAACGUCAGAGUUGCCAGCACCAAAGCUCCUAAAGAGUUGUCGCUUGUGACUCUCGGUAAUCAGAUCAACAAGGUGUUGUCGUCUACUGCAUUCUUACCUCCUGUUGGCACCAGUAUCACCAUCAAGAUCGGAAACUUGUCAAAGUUGUCAGAGCCUGAAUUGCUUUCCAACUUGCACGAUGUGUUGAAGACCUUUGACCAGGAUCUGCUUGUCACUGUGGGUGUCAAGACCUCCGAGUCGCCAGUGUUGCCACUUUUCUACACUGACAAGAUCUACAGCGAUGCUGAUGUUCUUGAAAACGCUCCAGACGCUGAGGAAGAAGAAGACUCCGAGGACAUUUACACCAAGGCAUUGUUGGAGUUGGGUGAUGAGCAAAGUGUCGCCAAGGCACUUGGUGGAGAGUUGAGAAAGUUGAAGAAGACCAAGAAGAGCAAGGGUGUUAAUUCUACAAGGGUGCUUCGAGCCAAUUCACUGCUAAACGUGGGACGAAGCCACGAUUACAAGUCUGAUGGUGUCAGUCUUCACAUUGGCGACUUAAAAGUACCCAAAAAGUACAUCACCAUCACCACAGGGCCAAGCGAAGUUGAAGUUCUCGACAAGACUAAGCUUACUAUCCGCUUUGACUCCAUUUGCACCACCACCGUCAACGAUGUGGUGUAUAAAUUACCGCAGAAAGAAGCACAUCCUAUCUCGCAGACUUUUGACGCCGAUAAGCUUGUAUUGAAGGUCAAUGCUAACAAAUCAGAUAGAAUCCAACUCCACUUAGUGUGGGAGCCUGUCCAGUUGCUUGUUUUCUCCAAAAGAAUCCAGUACGAGGGUCAGAUUCAGCCCAGUCCACUUCCGGGUAUUAUUCGAGAUCUCCACUCUGAAGGCUUGGAUUUGCGUACUGUCACAGACCCUUUAAUCGCCACUCAUUACAUCACCAUGUCUGAUUUUGUUGAUUACAACCUCCAGAUCGCUGUUCUGUGUGGAAUACCAGUAGUUUCUACGAAAUGGAUCGAAGUACUUGAGAAUGCACCUGACAACGUUGCAACAUGGUUAAGCCCACAAAAAGAUCUCUUGUUAGCAGGUACAGAAGGCGACUUUGCUUUCCCAAAUCACUUGCGUCGUUUGCUUUUGGCUGGUACUCACUGCCUCAUAUACUACGAAGGCACACCUCUGAAACACGUACGCCGGUUACAAAGCUGGCUAGAGUGUCUAGGAUGUGCCAGUGUGGCUAUUAUAGAUGUAAAGAAACUUACACGAGAAGCUUUGAGUAUGUUCGGCUUGAGCUGUGUCUAUCUUUUUACAUGUAUAGAUGAGCCUUCAACUGUCCCUUUCAAGGUUAGGGCAAAUAACACUUCUGACCUCUGGAGGGCAGUCGUGGACGUCGAUAUUGUGAACCUUAAAGUAUCUACAUCAGCUGAUCUAUUCCCUGAGCCCACAGUGAAAGAGGAACCAGACAGUUUAAGGUUGACCCAGCGAAGAAAACGACGUAGGGUCGAGCGUGUUAAUGAUACAGAUUUCUUUCUGUUCAGCCAAGUUUCUAGUCAGCCAGCCGCUGACUCUUUGAAUUUGGCGGUAAAUUCUGGUGAGAAUGAAAAAGAACUAGAGAAAUCCCAGCUGUCACGUAGGGAAAAUUCAAACGUCGCUGAAAGUUCAGAACAAUCAAAAGUUUCGGAACUUCAGGAGCAGAAUCCUGAAGAUGUUUUAGAGGUACAUGAGGUGAAGGCUACUCAAAAAAAACACUUUAAAAGCUCACAUAAGGAACAAUCUGUUGAGCCUGUGACCGAACCAUUACAUGGAGAGACCUCUGUUGAAGUCGAGCAAAGUAUCAGCAUACAAGAUGACCGUGAGCAAAGAAAAGCAGAAAUUGAAGCAGGAACAGAGAAUAUAGAACCGAUCCCUAAAAAGCAAAAGAAAGAAGCAAAGUGGAUUGUUCCUCGGGUAUCUCUUGCCGAUGCUGUUCUUUCGACCAAGAAGCAAGCUGAUGUUGAAGCCAGAAAGGACUUCGAAUUCGAUGAUAUUGGAUCGCAGUUCGAAAAACUUGUGGUUGUUGAAGAAAUUGACUUGAGUAGAAGAAAAGAGUCGGUGCCUCUGGUGUCUAUUGCUUUGUAUAAGGGACGCAAGAACUUUAAGAAGUUCAAGAAGAACGGCCCACUGACUCACAGUUUUACUAGGAAAUUUCUUGAGUUGGAAGAUGACAAUAACGAGAUUCAUUUCUCCGACAUACCAGCAGCUCCGAAAGAGCCCAUAGCAGAGAAAAUCCGUGUGGACUUUGCACAAGAAAUGGAUAGCGUGAAAGGAUACCAGCCAUCGCAAUUAUUUGUUGCAGAGGAUGAUGAAGAUGAGGAGAAUGAUGAGACGACCUUUUCGUUUCUGGCCAGUUCAAAAGUCCCCGUGAGAGCACCGGCUGAGGAGAGUGACGAUGAUGAUGAUGAUGAUGAUGAUGAUGAUGAUUUUGCAUUCAAGUUCUCUCGAGCUUGA
This is a messenger RNA of Sungouiella intermedia, 3147 nucleotides long. Lineage: Eukaryota; Fungi; Ascomycota; Pichiomycetes; Serinales; Metschnikowiaceae. The record is from the annotation of a GenBank genome assembly.